UGCUCUGUCUUCUCUUUUACACCAACCUCUGAAGCUCCACCUGGCUACGACAGAAGGUGUCUCAGAGUCUCAUUUUCUUUUGCUCUUCAGAACAGAGCUAUGAGUUCAGUGAGUUCCUUCAGAUACUCCAGUAUCGGAUCGGUUGGGUCUGGGUCACUUUGGGCUGGAGGAGGUGGUGUGAGACCCAGCUAUGGCUACUCUUUGGGCCUGGGGUUGGGUGGUGGUGUCCAGAGCCAUGUUGGUCUUGGAUUAGCGUCAGGUUUAGGUGUAGGUGUAGGUUUAGGUUUAGGUGCUGGUGGUGGCAGGUUUGGGGCAGGCUUAGCAGUUGGUGGUGGAAGGUUUGGGUUAGGCUUGGCUUCUGGUGGUGGUGGAGGAAGGUUUGGUUUUGGAUUGUCUUCUGGAGGUGGUGGAGGUGGUGCUGGUUUCUGGGCUGGAGAAAGCUCCUCCAUAGAUGGCGGCCUUCACCCGUUCACCGCAAAUGAAAAAGUGGAGCUACAGACCCUGAAUGACCGGCUGGCCAUCUACCUGAACAAGGUGAAGAAACUUGAGACUGCCAACCGUGAGCUGGAGGAGAAACUUAGGGGGUUCCAGGCCAACAAGGUGCAGGUCACGUAUGACAUGCAAGCCUAUCAGGAUCAACUACAACCUCUUCGAGAACAGUUUACAGAUAUUUUGAGGGAGUCCACACGCCUCGCGUUAACCAUCGAUAACAUCAAACUGGCUGCUGAUAAUUUCAGAACCAAGUAUGAGAAUGAGCACGCUAUGAGGCAGGUGGUGGAGAGCGAUGUAGCUGCCCUGAAGGCUCUGAAGAAAGAAUAUGAUCUGGCGAUUGCUGGUCUGACACAGGAAUAUCAGCUCCUUGUGAAAGAUCGUGAUACCCUAAAAAGGACCCACGAGCAGGAAGUGUUGUCUCUGCGUGGGCAGAUGACAGGAACGCUAACUGUAAAUGUCCAAGUGGAAAACACUGUGGAUCUCUCUAACAGACUGGCCGACCUCCGUGCUGAGUAUGAAACCGUCGUGGAGAGAAACCGUAAAGAGAUUGAGAGCUGGUACACCUCAAAGAUGGCUUCAAAAGACAAAGAGAUAAUAAAAGUUACAGAUGUCACGGUGGCAGGGAGCACUGAGAUUGCUACGAGCCGAGGUCAGAUCCUGAACCUUCAGACUGAGCUGGACGCACUGCUGCUUCAGAAGACCUACCAGGAACAGCGCCUGGUGGACGUUCAGGGGCAAAAGCAGGUACAGCUGCUGGCUCUGAGUCGACUGGCUGGUGGUCUGGAGGCUGAGCUGGCUUCAGUGCGGGACAACGCUCUGCACCAGGCCCGAGAAUACCAGCUGCUGCUUAGCACGAAAGUGCAGCUGGAGAAAGAGAUCGCUACCUACAAAACCUUGUUGGAGGGUGCUGGAGACCUCAGCAAGAUCGCUGGCAUCAGGCUUCCAUCAUCGAGUGCCCCAGCACUUGCUUCGGCUGUUCCAGAAAUCUAUGCAGCAGCAGGUGCAGUUGUAGCUGCAGAGGCUGGUGGGACUGAGGCUUCAGCAGAUGUCCAGCCACCAUCAGCAAGCAGCCCUGGAGAGGGUGAAGAAGGUAUUCCUGCAAUAGAUGCUGUGAGGUCAAAGCUCUCUGCAUCAUCACCUUUCGAUGCCCUUCUUGAGUAGCUGUUCUAGCGCUCCUUCAUUACAGAAGUUUGAAGCUUUCCCAUCUACAUGUCUACUGAAGAACAGCCUGACUCUUCUCUUCAUGGCAGACUGUGAAGUCACUGUUAAUCUGUAUUUUAAGCCACACUAACCACAACCACAUUAAUCAUUAAACUCUUCUCUCUAACAAUAAACUCCAGUCUCUAAUAAACAACUGAAACUUA
Messenger RNA from Colossoma macropomum (tambaqui), 1856 nucleotides. RefSeq names its product keratin, type I cytoskeletal 19. Gene Ontology annotation, molecular function: structural molecule activity. NCBI's taxonomy places the organism in Eukaryota, Metazoa, Chordata, Actinopteri, Characiformes, Serrasalmidae. Bases 100 to 1653 code for a protein of 517 amino acids. The transcript has 9 exons. The record is from RefSeq and is a predicted model, not a curated record.